This is a messenger RNA of Ruditapes philippinarum (Manila clam), 426 nucleotides long. RefSeq names its product small ribosomal subunit protein eS21-like. The record is from RefSeq and is a predicted model, not a curated record. Gene Ontology annotation, cellular component: cytosolic small ribosomal subunit; ribosome. The transcript is spliced from 6 exons. Gene Ontology annotation, biological process: endonucleolytic cleavage to generate mature 3'-end of SSU-rRNA from (SSU-rRNA, 5.8S rRNA, LSU-rRNA); translation; endonucleolytic cleavage in ITS1 to separate SSU-rRNA from 5.8S rRNA and LSU-rRNA from tricistronic rRNA transcript (SSU-rRNA, 5.8S rRNA, LSU-rRNA). The coding region runs from base 110 to 361 and encodes 83 amino acids. NCBI's taxonomy places the organism in Eukaryota, Metazoa, Mollusca, Bivalvia, Venerida, Veneridae. Gene Ontology annotation, molecular function: structural constituent of ribosome.
AGUAUAAUAGUCCGUACUCCGUACGGAAUUUAUCAUAAGCACACGUGUUUCUUCCUUUUCCGGUCGCCAUUAUUUGCGAGUAUCAGGUCGAAAACUUAAAAACCACAACAUGCAGAACGAAACAGGAGAGUUUGUGGACAUGUAUGUCCCAAGAAAAUGCUCUGCAAGCAACAGAAUUAUUGCUGCAAAGGACCAUGCCUCAAUUCAAGUUAACUUUGCUGAUGUUGAUGAGACAACUGGCAGAAUGACUGGUACAUAUAAAACUUACGCUGUCUGUGGACCAAUCAGAAGAAUGGGUGAAUCUGAUGAUUGUCUGAUCAGAUUAGCAAAAAGAGAUGGAAUCAUAGCCAAAAACUUCUAGAAAUGAAGAACGGCUGUUGUAAUUCUAUGUAAAAAGAAAAAAAAUAAAGAGAAAAAAAUCAUGAA